Rhineura floridana is the source of this 1638-nucleotide messenger RNA. Its product is annotated as nuclear receptor coactivator 5-like. The transcript is spliced from 11 exons. The record is from RefSeq and is a predicted model, not a curated record. Lineage: Eukaryota; Metazoa; Chordata; Lepidosauria; Squamata; Rhineuridae. The coding region runs from base 215 to 1492 and encodes 425 amino acids.
CCGUUUCGGCCGCUCACGGAAGAGGAGGAGCUGGGGCUGCGCGGUAGUGUGUUUAUCUUCAAUUCACACAGCCGCCGCCGCCGCCGCCGCCGUUGUUAUUCUGCUUUCCUCCCCAGUUCCUGCUUUCCUUCUCCUGGUUGUAUCAGCUGCGGGAAGAGAAAAGACUGUUCAGACGGUGAAGGAAGAUUCGUGAAUCUUCUGAGCGAAAGCCAAAAUGUCUUCAUGGGUCAAAGUAACCACAGAUCAAGCACAAACAUCAGUUCCAGAAAAGAGGCAUAGACCUGGAUGGAUUCCACGACUUCUGGACAUAAAUCCUUACAAAACCUUUCAGAAGAGCUCUUACUCACUUCCAGAGGAUUAUUCAAAGGACUACGAAGAUGCUAACAGCUUUGAAGAACUCUUUGGGCAGCAGUAUCAUCCAUCAACAGGGAAUGAAGAUAAUUAUGAGAGAUACCAAUAUUCUCAAAAAGAUGAUGACUACACCAAGGACGUUCUUCGAGACAAGCUGUACUUGCAGUUUUACCAGCAGCUGGAGAAGGAAUACGACAAAGAUAGACCUUCGGACUGUGUAAUUGUUUCCAUCAGCAAGGAUCAAGCGGAAUAUUCAACAGCCAUAGGCCAUCGGUUGCAGGAUCAUGGCCUUGUUGUGGAAAUGAUAUACCUUACAUCUGAAUCAGGUCUUACACGUGCCCUUCAAGAAGUUAAAAAUGAUGGUUCCCCAUUCUGUGUUCUUGUUGAACCAUCUAAUGUAACACUUUCCUCUUGCACCGUAAUCAUGCUUCACCAGUCUAUCAAAAUACAUCGUAAUAUGCCCAUGGAGGAUGCAUUGGCUCUGAUAGCUAAGGCGUUUGAGAAAAUUUGUGCUGAGCGCAAACAACAGGAACGCACAGAGAUUUCACACAAAGCAGCUGAUCUGGCGAAUGACUACCUAGAGCGGGAUCUCUAUGACAGUUACCAUGUGCCUCUAGGCAUUAGACAUCUCCUCUUUCUGUUAAGUGAGGGAAAACAUUUAUAUGUGGAAGAAUUGAACUCUGUAAGUGACUACCUGAAGACCAGGAGAAAUAAACUUGAAGGUUUUGUUGCAGAAACAGGUGCUUUAGCUGCUGUAGCUGAAGAUACUGUGUAUCCUGCGAGUGUCAGGCCAAGCACUAGCGGUCUCCCCCAGACGCUAAGCAAACCACCACCUCUUCUUCCAACACCUGGCCGAAAUUCUGUAUUAGGCCAGUCUGCUGUACCUUCAGCUAAACCAGCUUUGUUGGGUGAAAGGCCAUUGGCAGGUCUCCUCCCAACUCCAGGGCUGGCUGGCCCAAAGGGCAACCCUCCACCUCUUCUGAUAAAGUCUGCUAAAAGACCAAUCCACCUAGCUCCUUCUCCACAUCUGCCUGCAAAACGACCACUGCUUGGUGGCAGACCUGGCCUGCUGCCAACACCAGCUGCUAAGGCAAGAUCAGCACAACAUCAUUGGGUACCCAAGCCAAAGUUCCUGGCUUGACUGGACAUCUGGAUUAAAUGGAGUAAAUGGUAAUCCCUGAAUGCAUCGUCCCUCUUCCAAGACAGCAGCACCUGACAAAUGCGUGUUAGUACACCAGACCAUCUUAAAUGUGUAUCGUUUUCUGUUUUACACAUUCCUGGGGAUUU